Oncorhynchus gorbuscha (pink salmon) is the source of this 3813-nucleotide messenger RNA. Its product is annotated as serum response factor-like. Gene Ontology annotation, molecular function: serum response element binding; protein dimerization activity; DNA-binding transcription factor activity, RNA polymerase II-specific. The record is from RefSeq and is a predicted model, not a curated record. NCBI's taxonomy places the organism in Eukaryota, Metazoa, Chordata, Actinopteri, Salmoniformes, Salmonidae. The transcript has 8 exons. Gene Ontology annotation, biological process: positive regulation of transcription by RNA polymerase II. Bases 615 to 2072 code for a protein of 485 amino acids.
CGGAAAGUAGAUCUCGAAAGAACGUUUCGCCGGAUAGAAUUCAUGCGCGCUAAAUUGGUUACUCUUGUACAUCUAAAAUGUAUUUUCAAAUGAGUACAUUUUCCAGAUGUUAAUAACAUAAAUUGUCUAUAUUGGAAGAGAGACUGGGAAUUGUCACGCGUUUUCGUGGUGAAUUAUAUGUGAUCGCGGAGUAAUACCAAUGGAUGUAUAUCGAAAUGUCCUUAAGUGGAGAAGAGUAGGGGGUUGGGCUUGAUUGAUUAGUUGUAGGAGGAAACAUAACUUCUAACUAACGUUACAACUUUGCACAGUUAUCGUAAAUUAUAUACCAUGGUCAAUUUAUUUCGUUUACACGAGUCUGGUUAUUCAUUUGAUCGUGUUUUGCUAAAGCUCACAGAACCCGCAGCAGCACUAUAUAUCUAGCUAGCUAGGCUUUACUUGUUGAUAAAUACGUUAGCUAAAUGCCAUUUAACUAACUAGUUAUAUCUCUAGAAUAGUUGGAUUCCAAGGUAAUUUGCACCAACAAGCUGAGGAAUGGACAGUUUUUGAAUAAUUUCUCACGACCUGGAAAUGGGACUGGGUUGACCGCUCUGCAAGUUAAUCACCCAGGAACGAACAUGAGUGGUGCCGAAGGUGGAAGGUUUGACGACAGAAUCAGACAGUACUCAGCCGAUGUGGUGUACAGCGGCUCUGAACCAGAGUCCGACUCCGGGGAUGAUGAUGAGACCAUGGGUUCAGCCGGGGACAAAAGAGGGGUGAAACGGGAGAGGGCUGAGAUGGAAGUCGCUGCAUCCGCGACGUCUGUGGGGCUACCCCCGGGAGGUUAUGGCGGUGCAACAGGGGCAAAGCCAGGCAAGAAAACCCGCGGACGAGUCAAAAUCAAAAUGGAAUUUAUAGACAACAAACUUCGGCGGUACACAACUUUUAGCAAGAGGAAGACUGGCAUUAUGAAGAAGGCCUAUGAGCUCUCCACUCUAACGGGAACCCAGGUCCUCCUCCUGGUGGCCAGCGAGACAGGCCACGUCUACACAUUUGCCACACGCAAGCUCCAGCCCAUGAUUACCAGCGAGACGGGCAAGGCGCUCAUCCAGACGUGCCUCAACUCACCUGACUCUCCGCCCCGCAAUGACCCGUCCACCGACCAGCGCAUGAGCGCCACAGGCUUCGAGGAGACGGACCUCACCUACCAGGUGUCGGAGGGUGACGGCUGCACAGAGCCCACCAAGGACAUGAUGAAGCCGACGUUCACCAUGGCCAAUCUGCCUGCCGGUGUCAACACCCAACCUACAUCGACGUCUUCUUCCUCCACCACCUCCUCCGUGGCCAUGCACUUGCAGAACAGCAUCCCUGCCACCUGCUGGCAGGUCUCGGCGGGCAUCAAUACUCACAGUGCCACCAGCUGUGCCAACGGCACGGUGCUGAAGACCUCGGCCACGUCAACUAGCGUCAUGCUACCUGGAGGGUUCACCCUCAUGUCCGGCGCACCGCUUCCCCUUGGCACACACACCAUUCCACUCAGUCAGCUGCAGGCCCUCCAGGGCCCCUUGGCCCAGACCAGCAUCACCACCACAGGGCAGGGCCAGCAGACCACCCUGUUCCACCUACCUGCAACUGUCUCACUCACAGGCGGAGGGAUGGGCCAGCAGCUGCAGGCCAUUCAGGUUCACCCCAGCUGCCAGCAGAGCUCUGUGAGCCACAGUGACCUCUCUCACAUCACAAGCAACUCCACAGUGAGCCUCCCCACCACCAUCGUCACGUCCUCAGUGCCCUCAUCGAUGGGUGGUCACAUGAUGUACCCCGGCGCCCACACUGUUAUGUACGCCACACCUACAACCUCGUUGGGCGACGGCAGUCUGACCGUGCUCAACACCUUCCCACAGACAGCCCAUACACAGUCCCAUGACCCCGGCGCUGUAUCGCAGGUGUUCCUCACAGGACAUCCUGGGACAGUGCAGAUCCCUGUGUCAGCAGUGCAGCUCCACCCGAUGAUGAUUGGUCAGCAGUCAAGCAGCAGCAACCUCACAGAGCUUCAAGUGGUCAACCUGGACGCCCAGCAUCACUCAAAGGAUGAUUGACCCACCCACAUAUCAAUAGACUGCUUUACCCAGACACACAUUUAAAUGCACACACACCAGGGGAUCACCGACGCCUUGCCAACAGACUGCCACCCCCUAUUUAUUACUGCCUUUUCACAGCAAUUAUCUUUUUUUCUUCUUCUUUAAAAAAAAAAAAAAACCUUGUAAGAAUAUGCACACACACUUACAAAGGAUUGAGGUGUGGUACUGCCAUUUUACUUUGUAUACAUUUUUGUAUAUUUGUCUUAUUUUCUUUCUCUGCAAGAGUAGCUUGGCUUGACAUAUCCACACAUUGCUUGGGCUACAGCUUCACAUUUCAAUCAGACACUUGUAGUGUGCACAUACCGGUUAUACGUAUGUGAAUUGAAGAGGUUUUAAUAUUUUGUUCUUCUUACGAAUGUAUUCUCUUUUAAGCCCCCUGGGUAUCCAAAUGUUGAUUACUUAUUUUUCUUAUGUUGGCAUAUGAAUGAUGGCUCUACACUACCAAUUGCUGUCAUUAGGGUAAUCAUGUUUUUAUUUCAUUUAUGGGGGGGAAAUGUACCAUUGAUGCCAGUAUCUAUUUGCUGAUAAUGAUAUCAUUAACAAAGCAUUCCCCUCAAUCAAGCAUGUCAAAUUCACAUAUUUGUACCUUAUGACUCUGCCAUGUAGCUUGACUGCUAUGCUUCUAUGCUGUGCUAGAGUGGGCUGAUACACUGACUUGCCCUUGUACUCGGGCAGGGUACCACCACUGGUUUAGGUCGUGCCCUAUCAUUCUGUAGGUUAAGGAAUUACUUUAGAACAUUGCAAGGUUAAUCUGAAAGACUGGCGCAGGCAUUUUUUUUCUCUUCUGUGUGAAUCUACAGCACUUACUGUGUUGCUGCAUAGAUGGUACUGUAUUUCCCAUCAACUACUGAACUAUUACCCCAAUUGUAAAGGGGUGUUUUCAGGAUGCUGGUUAUGAUUUCAAUAUUGAAGGACAUUGUCUCAGUACCUAAUACCCAAGUUUUUAUAUAUAUAUUUUUUACACAUACAAGUAUGCCAGUCUAGACCUAUUACAGGAUUUUGAAGAUUUAACUAUCUGGGUUGUGUUCAUCUGGGCUCCCAAGUGGCGCAGCGGUCAAAGACACUGCAUCUCAGUGGAAGGGGUGUCACUACAGUCCCUGGUUCGAAUCCAGGUUGUAUCACAACCGACCGUGAUUGGGAGUCCCAUAGGGCGGUGCACAAUUGUCCAGCGUUGUCGGGUUCAGGCUGGAAUAGGCCGCCAUUGUAAAUAACAAUUUGUUCUUAACUGACUUGCCUGGUUAAAUGUAAAAAAGUAUAUAUAUAUAUAUAUAUAUUAUAAUUAGGCACCAAACGGAAGAAAACUACUAUAUCAUAGCCUGUUUAGCCCAUAUUUUAGAAAUCUGCUCUGCAAUGUUGGGGUGUUAGUAUAACUGCACAAGUGUGGUUUUUAAAGAGAAAAUCAUCAAGCCAGUAUUUAUCGGUGUGGUUCUCUUGAGCGCAUCCGUUGCCAUCAUGAGGGAAAAACAAAUGUUUAAUGGGUAGUAAUGUUAAUUUACUUUUGUGGGAAUCCUUGAAGGGCAAGCACCACUUUCUAUCACUUAACUUGCCUGAAAAAAGACACACACAUACAGCUUCAUGCCUACAUUCUCUACCACGUGAACAUCUUCUGAAAUGGUUUUUGACAGUUAACCAUUGUCACCUAUGUCAAAUUUGUAUUCUUCAAUUUAAAUGUAUGAAUAAAAAUGUUUGUAGACAGUCA